AUGGACGCCCGGGCGAGUCCCACCCUGCAAGGCGCCGCUGCCCAGACCGACGCUGGUGCUGUCGCUGGUCCGUCGAAUGUAGCUGCAGAACCAGCACAGACUGAAGGAGUGGCGGGUCCCGUCAAAGCUGGCGGAGCGAAGGUAUCCUGUCUCGCCUGUCGAUCAGCCAAGCGGAAAUGCCACACUCCCGACGUGCACACGACCUGUCGCCGGUGCGUCACGCACGAGCUCGUCUGCGAGUACCAGAAGCACCGGCGCGGCCGACGGAAGAAGGAGACGAGCUCAGUUGCGCCACCCGACGCUUCCCCUUCUUCGCUUCCUGCCGUCCCGCUUCAACCGCCAGUCUAUCCUCCUCUUCCUCAACUACCUGCGAAUCAAGCGCCAACGUACGGCUCGCCCCAGGGGGCGAGCCAAAGUCACGCUUCGCAAUCGCCUGCUGGUACAGGCGCAUCGACCAUCCAGUUCUCGCAUGUCGUCCGAGAAGGCGACUCUUCCCCCUUCAUUGCCGGCCCCUCGACGGCGCAGCCGCCUCCGUCGGGGAGCGGUAGCUUUGGCUUGCUUCGCAGCAACUAUCCGGACCCGCUUCAAGCUGGCGUACUGAACGAGCUAGACGUAUUUGAACUCUUCAACUACUAUUUCGACCACCUCAACCUCGUCGUCGCGAUACUCGACCCUCGCCUGCACACCCCGAACUACUGCCAGCAAAAGUCCGCCCUCCUCUUCUCCGCCGUCCUCUGCGUGACAGCCAAGAUCCUCCGACCAGACGCCUACUCCGCCUGUCUCGCGAUCGCAAACAAGCUUGUCGGACAAGCGGUCGAGUACGGUUUGUGCUCAGUCGAGGUCAUCCAGGCGAUCAACCUCUUGACGCAUUGGAAGAAGGCGGACGACGCGACAAGUUGGCGGAAAGUCGGGUAUGCGAUUCGGAUGGCGCAGGAGCUGAGGCUGAACGUUCGGGUGAUUCGACCGCUUCCCGCGGACGAGAUGCAAGCUCGCGAGAUCCUCAAUAGGGAACGGGCAUGGCUGAACUUGAUCAUCGCGGACUACCACCUCGCCAUACACCAUUCCCUCCCUCGCAUGAUCUCGGAGGAAGACAUCGACGACCCAGCAGAAUGGCUCGCCGAGCACCCUCAUCUCCCGACACCCGGCGAGUCCUCCCUGCCGCCUUGGAUCACCUUUUCGCGAAUGUGUCGACUUUACGCCGACUUGCUGACGGCGAUGAACGGCGACCCGUCGAAUUUGCGCUCGCUCAAGUGGAUCGAGCAUGACUGGCAUCGCUGGCGAGCCAAGUGGUUAGAUCGACCUGACUUUCUCCCACCUCAAGUUUCGACCAUCCGCCUCUGCGACGCGCUCUUUGCCUUCCACCUCACUGAGUACCGCCUCCUGUACAACUAUCGGUACCGUGCGAAGGACCAGGCCGUCAACGUCGACGUGCCGUCCGACUUAACGAUCGCCUUCUGCGGUUGCGUCGAUGCCGCCGUCGGACUCGCUAACGUCUUCCAAAACCACUUCGUUCGACCGGGCUACCUCCCCUUCUGCUUCAACCUCGCCUACGUCGCGCUCGCCAUCUGCUCGAUCUGGCUCGUAAAGAACAUCGCGACGAUGAGCCAGUCCGACCGCGAGCGCGUCGUACGCACCUUAUCCGACAUCCAAGUCGCUGUUGAAGCGGCGUCGCGCUCGUCGGACGACAUGCCGGCUUACAUGCAUCGUCUCCUCACCCACCUUCUCACCACGCUUUCACCCGCAACGCAACUCUCGUCACUCGCCGCAUCGCAGAACGCCUCGACAUCGAUGCAGACGAUACCGCAGGAUGCGCAGGACUACCCUUCGAGCGGCAGCAACUCGAGCUGGUACCUCUCGAGCGCACAGCAGAUCAUACAAGACAACCUCCAUCAUCACCAUGCACACACCACUCUUCCUCCGCAGCAAGAACAGCAAGCGUUCGCCUCGACCAGUGCGGCGACACUCCCGCAGCAAGAGCAGACAGAGGCGAGCGUCUUUGCCGCUCUCGACGCCCUUCCGAUGCACGAAGACAUGCUGUUCCCGGCUGCAGACGACGACAUUUGGCGGCUGCUCUUCCCCAUCACAGGCGAUACAGCGAUGCAGUGA
Molecule: messenger RNA, 2106 nt
Organism: Rhodotorula toruloides NP11
Lineage: Eukaryota; Fungi; Basidiomycota; Microbotryomycetes; Sporidiobolales; Sporidiobolaceae
Product: Zn(2)-C6 fungal-type transcription factor
Exons: 8
Coding region: 1-2106 (701 amino acids)
Biological process (GO): regulation of DNA-templated transcription; DNA-templated transcription
Cellular component (GO): nucleus
Molecular function (GO): transcription cis-regulatory region binding; zinc ion binding; DNA-binding transcription factor activity, RNA polymerase II-specific
Source: RefSeq, a predicted model, not a curated record